This is a messenger RNA of Hordeum vulgare subsp. vulgare (domesticated barley), 1227 nucleotides long. Its product is annotated as aspartic proteinase Asp1-like. The coding region runs from base 1 to 1227 and encodes 408 amino acids. Gene Ontology annotation, molecular function: aspartic-type endopeptidase activity. The record is from RefSeq and is a predicted model, not a curated record. Lineage: Eukaryota; Viridiplantae; Streptophyta; Magnoliopsida; Poales; Poaceae. Gene Ontology annotation, biological process: proteolysis. The transcript has 8 exons.
AUGGCUGCCAUAUGGACUAUGGUAAUUGUCCACCUCCUUCUACUGCUCCCACUCCUGCGAUCCUCCAUUGUGUUCGAGCUCCACGGCGACGUCUACCCUACUGGCCUCUUCUACGUUACCAUGAACAUUGGGGAGCCCGCGAAGCCAUACAAUCUUGACGUCGACACGGGCAGCCCCCUCACGUGGCUGGAGUGUAAUGCCCCCCUCAAGAGCACUCACAAGGGGCCACACGAACCGUACAGACCAACACGGACAAACUUGGUGCCAUGCGAAGACGAGCGUUGCGUGGCGGUGCACAGGGACCUCGGCCUCGCGCACGACUGCACUCAGAACCCACACCAAUGCGACUAUGUGCUAAGAUACAAGGACGGCGAGUCAUCCUUGGGCGUGCUCUUGAUCGACCAGUUCUCCCUCACCACCAACAAUGAGAACCGCCCCUACCUUGCCUUCGGCUGUGGGUACGACCAGGAAGGUGGGCAAGAGGCGAGAGCGGGGCCGGUGGAAGUGGACGGCGUCCUCGGGAUCGGUAGGGGAACGGGCGACCUCGUCUCGCAGCUAAGGCAACAAGGGAUAAUCACACAACAUAUCUUUGGCCAUUGCCUCGGCGUCCGGGGAGGGGGCUUCCUCUUCUUUGGGGGCGACAGGGUGCCCUCUGCCGGGGUAACCUGGGUUCCCAUGGCUCAGAAUGUCAGGAGCCACUACUCACCUGGCGCGGCGACACUAAACCUCAAUGUACAACUGGAAUACCCGGUAAGCGUUGAGCCAAUGCCGACCAUCUUCGACAGCGGGAGCACCUACACCUACGUGCAUAUGGACACAUACGCUCGCCUUAUUUCGGCUGUGGCAGUCACUCUCGAGAGUUCAUCACUUACCAAGGCGCAUGACGAUGCGCUGCCUGAAUGCUGGGAAGAAAAUGAGCUAAUUCAAUCUGUUGACAACGUCAAGAACAAAUUCAAGCCACUUGAAUUUACUUUUGGCCAUGGGGUUAAUCAAGCCACCAUGGAGAUCCCUCCUGAAAACUAUAUUGUUGUCACGCAAAACGGAAAAGUGUGCUUGGGCAUCCUCAAUGGAUCACAGAUUGGUCUGGAUCGACUGAACCUAAUUGGAGGUAAUAUAAUGCAGAACCAUAUCAUGAUAUACGAUAACGAGAGAGCGCGGAUCGGAUGGGUCCGCACGUCGUGCGAUGAAAUGCCAGGUCCCGAACCUCUCAUUGGAUCGCGUCUCUAA